GAGACCAACACGCUUCGUGUCCCUGCAAAGACCAUACUACGAUUAUUUCGCUGGCUUCAUGCGCAACAAGGCAUUACAGUUUGGCCCGAAGAAUAUUGCUUUUGGUGCGGCAAUUGCAGUGGGCCUAACGGGUACUGUUUACUGGUUGGGAUACAGAGAAAUGGAAGAACGCCAUACUGGUAAAACUGUGCUUCCAAAGUCUGAGCCAGAGAAUCAGAAACCAAGAUCAUCUUGAGUCGAGUUCCGGACCGUACGUUGAAGCUAAGUUAGUGAACAGAGUCCAUUAUGCCAGCGACAAGUCAAAAAACAU
Molecule: messenger RNA, 310 nt
Organism: Guyanagaster necrorhizus
Lineage: Eukaryota; Fungi; Basidiomycota; Agaricomycetes; Agaricales; Physalacriaceae
Exons: 3
Coding region: 59-235 (58 amino acids)
Source: RefSeq, a predicted model, not a curated record